This is a messenger RNA of Rosa rugosa (rugosa rose), 3098 nucleotides long. RefSeq lists its product as uncharacterized. The record is from RefSeq and is a predicted model, not a curated record. The coding region runs from base 1 to 2757 and encodes 918 amino acids. NCBI's taxonomy places the organism in Eukaryota, Viridiplantae, Streptophyta, Magnoliopsida, Rosales, Rosaceae. The transcript is spliced from 9 exons.
AUGUCGGGAUUUCAGUUUCUUACUCUGGUCACCGAUAAUGAAGAGGGACAGCCUUCCACUUCCAUUGAGUGGGUUCAGUCAGAUUCUUGUGAGCCAACUCUGUUGCCAACCAAAAGUUCAGGGUUCCCAAAGUCUGCACUGGCUUUUCUGGAUGCUAUUAAUAAGAAUAGGUCCUGUCAGAAGUUUCUUCGAAGUAAGCUAAUACAAAUCCAAGCGAAAAUUGAGGAGAACAACAAACUGAAGCAGCGUGUCAAAAUCCUUAGAGACUUUCAAGCUCAUUGCAAAAGACGAACAGGAGAGGCGCUGUCCCAAAAGAAGGAUCCUCGUGUCCAGUUAAUUUUAACGAAAAAGCCAAGGGCUGAUUCAAAGGCUCAUGACAGAGCUAUCUCAGCUAUGUCUUAUGGCCCAGAAGAAAAUUCACAUGUUGCCAACUACAGAAAGGCAUCGACAAAAUUUCCACUUUCAUUAGAUCGAAAAAAUUGGUCAGAGGUAGAAAAGAAAGAUCUUCAAAAUGGAAUAAGACAGCAAUUUCAGGAAAUGGUGCUUCAAUCUUCCGUAGAUGAUUCAAGUUAUUCUGAGACACCUCAUGGAGACUCAAAUGACAUUGAUAAAAUUUUGGCUUCAAUCAAGGAUCUCGAAAUUACCCCAUAUAGCAUUAGAGAGUUCCUGCCUAAGGUUAACUGGGAGCAGUUGGCUUCCAUGUAUGUUCCUGGUCGCUCUGGUGGAGAAUGUGAAGCAAGGUGGUUGAACUGGGAGGAUCCCUUAAUCAAUCAUGGACCAUGGACAACAGAUGAGGAUAAGACAAUUCUGUAUCUUGUCCAGAAGAAGAAUGGGGUCAAUGAUUGGAAUAAUAUUGCAGAAGCAGUGGGGACUAACAGGACUCCAUUUCAGUGCUUGUCACGCUACCAAAGGAGCCUAAAUGCUUCUAUACUGAAACGGGAGUGGACCAAGGAUGAGGAUGCAAAACUUGCUUCUGCUGUAGAAGCUUUUGGUGAGGGUAAUUGGCAGUCUGUAGCUUCUGCUUUGAACGGACGAACUGGUACUCAAUGCUCUAAUAGAUGGAAGAAAUCACUUCAUCCAACCAGGACAAGAGCAGGUAAGUGGACUCCAGAGGAAGACAAACGCCUGAUAGUAGCUCAAAUGCUUUUUGGGUCAAAAAGUUGGAAUAAGACAGCUCAGUUUGUGCCAGGCCGAACUCAGGCACAAUGCAGAGAUAGAUAUGUCAACUCUUUAGAACCUUCUUUGAGGUGUGGUGAAUGGACUGAAGAAGAGGACUCAAGGUUGAUAGCAGCAAUUGAAGAAUAUGGACAUUGCUGGUCAAAAGUUGCUGCAUGUGUGCCUCACCGGACUGAUAAUAUGUGCUGGAGGAGAUGGAAGUUGUUGUUUCCGGAUGAAGUGCCCUUGCUCAGAGAAGAGAAAAGAAUACGUAAGACUGCUCUCAUCCGCAACUUUGUUGAUCGGGAGAAAGAACGUCCAGCCCUUGGCCCUAAUGAUUUUCUUCUACAAGACGUUACCUCAAUGAAAACUUUAACUUAUCCUAGGAAGACGGGAGGAUUAAGUCAAGUUCCAAAGAAGAUUAAACCCAGGAGGCAUAGAAACGAUGCUCAACUUUGCUCUGAGGAAGAACCUGGGACAAGCAAUUCUGAGGUUGAGACUUAUGAUGGGGAAGAUGCCUCAAAGAAGAAGAAGAAGAAGAAAGUUCUUAAACAGCGUCAAAGAAGGCACAAAGACAAUGAACCCACAGGAGACUGUGAGGCUGUUUUACCUGUACCAAAGAAGAUUAGACCCAGGAGGAAUAGAAACAACGGUCAAAUUCCUGGGAUAAGCAAUUCUGAGGUUCGGACAUGUGAUGGGGAUGAUGGCCCGAAGAAGAAGAAAGUUCUUAAACAGCGUCACAGAAGGCACAAAGGCGCUGAACUAACAGGAGAGUGUAAGGCUAUUGUACCUGUUAGUAAUGAGGAUGACACACACAAAGAACCCACAGAAAUGUCUUGUUCAGAUGCCCUGAAGAAGAAGAAAGUUCUUAAACAUCGUCACAGAAAGCACAAAGGCACUGAACCAACAGGAGAGUGUAAGGCUAUUGUACCUGUUAGUAAUGAGGACGACGCACGCAAAGAACCCACAGAAAUGUCUUGUUCAGAUGCCCUGAAGAAGAAGAAAGUUCUUAAACAUCGUCACAGAAAGCACAAAGGCACUGAACCAACAGUAGAGUGUAAGGCUAUUGUACCUGUUAGUAAUGAGGAUGACGCACGCAAAGAACCCACAUCGAUGUCUUAUUCAGAUCAAAUCAUAGGAACAUCAGAUGAAGAUGAUACUGUUUCUUACUAUCUACAUAAAUCAAGGAAGAGAAAGCUUGAAGCUGAUCUGGCUGUUAUGCAACAUGAGCCAGCCAUAGCUUGCAAUAAACCUGGUCGACGAAAAUUAGUCAGAGGGCAAAAGCUUGGCCUCCAAGAACCAAUGAGGGGAGUGUUGAGAAUUUGUCCAGGAAGUGAUCAUGAGACUGAUGAUCCUGUUGUGGCUUCCACGGGGAAAAAGAAUUCAAAAAAGAGGCAUGCUCAAACUACCAAACGGCACAUCAUUUGUAAUGAUCCCGAUGCAGGAGGUCUACCUAAACAAGAGGAGGUCACAAUCAAAUCUGGGAAGGAACAAGUGAGCGCUGGUGCAGACAGCGGCGAUGAUAUAACACUUGCUUGUUUUCUUAAUAGAUUAAAGAAGCGACGUGAAUCUGGCAGAGGAGAUAUUCAGAUGCCGAGGUGAUAUUCGGACUUUUCAUUUGUACAUGCACUGUACUUUUUAUAGGUAGAACUCCUUUAGACUAAAUUAGACAAGCCAUUCAAAAGGAUUGCUAAUCAUCCUGCUGCAAGUCAAUACAGAAGGUAGUAUCUAGCCAUCUAUCUACCUUCGACAGUGUUUGUCUGUUCUGAUUUUGGGAAUCGUGUAUAGAAUAGAAAGAUAUAGUGCAAUUAUUCAAAAAAAGAAAAGAAAGAUAUAGUGCAAUGCAUUCAAAGGAUUCAAAAGUGCUCAUUUUAGUGUUGAUUGCUUCUUCCCAACAAUAGCUAGCAUUCUGAUUUGGUUUGGUAUAUUGCCUCAUUUGCUCA